Papaver somniferum (opium poppy) is the source of this 753-nucleotide messenger RNA. RefSeq names its product F-box protein At5g49610-like. Bases 1 to 753 code for a protein of 250 amino acids. The record is from RefSeq and is a predicted model, not a curated record. NCBI's taxonomy places the organism in Eukaryota, Viridiplantae, Streptophyta, Magnoliopsida, Ranunculales, Papaveraceae. The transcript has a single exon. Gene Ontology annotation, molecular function: protein binding.
AUGAGAAGGCGGAACGAGAUGAAAAAAGAUGAUGAUGAUGAUGAUGAUGAUGAUGAUGAUGAUCAACUUCCACCAUAUCUUCCUCAGGAAAUAAUAAUCGAAAACAUUAUCACCAGAUUACCAGCUUGGACUCUAGCCCAGUGGAGUUGCGUCUGUAAGUUAUGGUACAAUUCAACUUAUAAUGAUAAAAGAUUUGCUGAGAUUCACUUAAUUCAAAACAAAGAAAAACUAGUAUUCGAUCUCCUUAAUGUACCAUUCAAGAAGAGAAGAGCUUGCUUUUUCAGUUUAGAUGAUGAUUUUAAACAUAGAUUGUUAAUGAAAAUAAUUUCCCCAGGCACAACUGAAUUAGUAGGUUACUGUAAUGGUUUAGCUUGUAUUACUCCAGUGCGUAAAAAGUUUGAUGAUGGUGGGAGUGUUGUGAUUGUCGUUAACCCAACCAGGUGCGAAUCACUUGCCCUCUCCUAUUUUUAUCCUCAGGGUGAGGUGGGAUACCGUUACUUAUGUCAUGGUUUUGGUUUUGAUUCAUCAACACAAGAGUAUAAGAUUGUAAUUGUUUUUACUUCAAAAGCCAAUGAUGAGUUUCUGUGCAUGGUGUUUACUUUGGGAACUAACUCAUGGAGAAAGAUUGUUACUAGUGUUGCUGAUAUCUCACCUCCACCAGGUUCAUCUCCUUUUCCUAGUCGAAUUGUAACAAGAGCUACUGGAAAUAUUCGUACACCAGGCACCCUUUGCAGUGGUCUUUCUGGAAGAUAA